GGCGGGGAAGAUGGUCAGCGCCGCCGAAGCCGCGCUGCUCGCGUUCGGAAUGUUAUCGGCAGUGUGCCAAGCCUUGGAGAACACGACGUCUGUCUUCAGUGCUCCCCCAGUGGCUGCGGCUGUAAGGUCUCAUUUUGACAAAUGUCCAGAUGGCCAUGCUAAGUUUUGCUUCCAUGGCACCUGCAGAUACUUGGUACAGGAAGAAAAACCCACCUGCGUUUGCUAUUCGGGGUUUGUCGGGUCGCGCUGUGAGCACGUGGACCUCCUCGCCGUGGUCGCGGCCAACCACAAGAAGCAGACGCUAACCUUGGUGGUGGUGGUCUCCGUGAUCGCGUCUGUGGCACUUAUCGUGGUCUGCGUCCUCAUAUUCUGCUGUGGCACAAGGCAACAUUGUGAGUGGUGCAGAACCAUCCCUUGCAGACAGGAAAAGCCCAACGGGCUCCUGAAGGGGGGGACCUCCUGCUGCAGCUCGGAAACAGUUGUCUGACCGAGGCCAAAUCCGCCGAGAUACGUAAGCUGCACGCCCAGGGGCCCCCUGCAGCAGAGGCCUGGAACAUCCGAGGAAGACGUAGCACAGACUGAGACGCGGCACGUGGCCAUUUUGACAAGCGGAGGCACGCCACGCCGUUCUGGGUAUUCGGUGAUAUCCUCCGUUUAUACAUUGAGCUUCUGGAACCUCGCCAAAGGGAAGGCAAUGGCUACUUGGCUUAAUCUAUCUACGGAAAUCAGGAGAACCGAGAAAUUGCAAAGGCCUCAUGCAGUAAAAUAAAAAUUUGAAAAGUGCAUAUGGGACAGCUUCGUGUUUACGUAACUACAAGAAACGGACGUAGAAGGGGUGGUGUGCACAAGGAAAGGAAUAAUUGUGCCGUUCAGGCGGAACUUGUCUUGUUUCCCCCAAAUCUUCCUUGUUGCUUGAGGCUUCAUAAUGUCUCCUAAAGGGCAGACCUUCGGUUCGUGCAUUAGUUGCAGUCCCGGCUCCAAAGGAAGGACGCGUGGUGCCCAUCAUUCAGGGAGAAGAAAGCCCUCCGUUGGUCUGCAAGAUCUUCUGUUUGCUUCCCAAGACAUGAAGAUGAAGUUGCCCAAGGACCCCCACGGAACUACCAAAAUUUAACAUUUCGGUGUCUUCAGUACUCCGAAGUACUUCAGUACUUCUCUUAGAAAAAGAGAAUUCAGCAGGACUAGAACAGUGAGGACAGCAAAAUAACUUAGCACCGUUUCUCUUCAUGAGUCCCCACUUGUGCAUGCAAAUUAAAAAUUUCCUUAGACAUCCUUUUUUUCUCCCUCUUCAGUUUUGGGUGACUGGGUGAAAAAGUAACUCCAUUGUUUCAUUUUCCCAAAGGAUUAUUAUUAAGAGGGAUUUUGGUGCAGGUACCACUGUGUUUGCUUUCUUUUGGGCACCUGGCUUGAAAACCCCCUGAAGUAAACAGGUCUCCUUCUUAAAUUAGUCUGAGAUGGGAUUCUCCAGUGUCGUCCUUCCGUGACUCAAGUGCUUUUAGGGUUUUCCAAACAGGCUGCGAGGACUUAAUGUACCUAGUUGUGCCGUGAUCAUCCCUUCUCAUAUGAUAAGUUAGGACACUGGCGUGCUUUUAUCAGGCACUUGUGUGUCUGGAAGCUAAGACCCAGAAUGGUGGCACAAGUGCACAGAUCUUUCUCUGGCGAAGGUUUUGCAAUCCUGAGGCAGGUUUCCAAAGACGGGAGUUACCUGUGGAAGGACUGUUGUGUUCCUGUACUUGUGGUGUGAGACGAGGAUGGAAGCCUGGGCGUUUUGGAUCCGCUGAGCCCUGGAAUGGGAAGGGCAGAAUGCAACGCAACGUCUUGGGUGCCGGUGGGCUGCCGCGUGUGCAACCGCUGGUGUGCGGAGAGGAGGACACUGGCGUUUUCGGCUGAACUUGAUGUUGGCCAUUGUUGGUGUUGUCUAAGCCACGAUCUCCUGCGCUACGUGGACGAACACACUCGGCUCUUAAUGUAAAAGUAGCUAAUAGUGCGAUUGUCGAGAAAUCCUAAAUUCUUUGUUCAAAAGCCACUCUGCUCUUUCUCAAUUGGCGCAUGGUUGUACCUCAAGUCUAAACCUCUGUUAUGAAAGGUUGGCUUCUCCUGCCCUUCCUUUGGGGAUGGAAGAAAGAAAAUGCCGUCUGUUUCCCCUUAAAAUCCAUAGAAUUCCACGUUUGGCCCCUUUAUGAGCUGCAUUUCCCUGCUAUAUCUUGCUCAGCACAUUGGCUGAAGCUCAGCUUAAGUCAUGAAUCCUGCAUGACGUGGGGUUUUUUAAAGGCCAGAUUUGGCUUGAAUUGGGCCGUCCUCCUCGGGAGUCCUCGCGCCACUUUUGACGUGCAGUCCCUUCUGUUUCUUCGCCUCUGACUUUCUUCAGGAGGAAAACUGUUCUCCCGGGGAAAAAAGCAAACCGGAUUUUUGAUCUUGCUCCCUGCCCUCGUUUUCUGCCCUAGCAGUGAUUUUUAAACUGGGUCCUCCAGCUUGGCCAUGGCAGCCCCCCCCCCCCGCCCCCAUUUCCGCCCUGUUCUCUUAAGGAGCUGCCCGUGCCAUUAAGCAGCCACAGCCCUCCGCCAGGUGCUCCAAACUGCACAGGCCUGAGGAAUGUGCUGCCCUGAGCGGCUUGUGGUCCAUGCCGGGUAGUAUUAAAGCAUCGGGAUGCUGAACUGGCCGUUGCAGGAUGGGACCCCGUUGUUGCCUUUUAUGUGGAGAGGGGAGGGAGGGACAGGCAGGCUGCGGCAUCGCCAGAGUGUUGGCUUGCAAGUUAUAAAGAGGGCCAGAUUCGCUUUUCUUGGAAUUCUGCCCCCGAAGGCUCUGGGGACACUGGGCACGGCCGUCCAAGCAUUUGCUGCCUGGUCUCAUAUCACCUGCGUCCCCCCAGCAGUUUGGGUUCUUCGCUUGCAACCGACUCGAGCAAUAGAGGAUUUAAAAAAACCAACACGCGGGUCUGUGUGAAACGGCCAGUGACACGCUUCUGAUGUGACUCUCGUGGGCUGUGCCAAUGUUCCACACUAGACACCUCUUUGAUUGGUAUAAAAUAAACUUCACUCCUCGAUGCCCCUCCCAGCUCUUGAGGACUUCGCCUUGCAUUGCUAACAGUCUUUCCCUGUUUUUUCAUAGUUCAGUUUACUGUUCAUAACCAACCUGAAGUUCAGUUUUAGUCAAAGCUACACUUGUUUCUUCUGUAUAUGUUGCACUGAAGGUUAAUAUUUAAUGUUUUAAUUUAUUGUGUGGUUAAAUUAAUUUGAUUUAUAAAAAUGUUUAUGUGAUUGACUGUUAUUACUUCCUUAAUGAGUGAAAUACACUUUUUCAUAAUAC
Molecule: messenger RNA, 3303 nt
Organism: Varanus komodoensis (Komodo dragon)
Lineage: Eukaryota; Metazoa; Chordata; Lepidosauria; Squamata; Varanidae
Gene: TGFA
Product: transforming growth factor alpha
Exons: 6
Coding region: 11-487 (158 amino acids)
Biological process (GO): epidermal growth factor receptor signaling pathway; positive regulation of mitotic nuclear division; positive regulation of cell population proliferation
Source: RefSeq, a predicted model, not a curated record